Knipowitschia caucasica is the source of this 3672-nucleotide messenger RNA. Lineage: Eukaryota; Metazoa; Chordata; Actinopteri; Gobiiformes; Gobiidae. The record is from the annotation of a GenBank genome assembly.
AUGCUGACCCGGCUGUUCCGUGCCCAUGGUCUCCUCGUGGCCUCUCACCCCUGGGAGGUCAUCGUGGGGACCGUGACCCUCACCAUCUGCAUGAUGUCCAUGAACAUGUUCACAGGCAACGACCAGAUCUGUGGCUGGAACUUUGACUGUCCCAAGAGCGACGAGCAAAUCCUGAGCAGUGACAUCAUCAUCCUGACCAUCACCAGGUGCAUCGCCAUCGUCUACAUCUACUUCCAGUUUCAGAACCUGCGACAACUGGGAUCAAAGUACAUCCUGGGUAUCGCAGGCCUCUUCACCAUCUUCUCCAGCUUCGUCUUCAGCACAGUGGUCAUACACUUCCUGGACAAGGAGCUCACGGGCCUCAAUGAGGCCCUUCCCUUCUUCCUGCUUCUCAUCGAUCUCUCCAAAGCCUGUGCUCUCGCCAAGUUCGCCCUGAGCUCCAGCUCCCAGGAGGAGGUGAGGGACAACAUUGCGCGGGGCAUGGCGGUGCUGGGACCCACCUUCACCCUGGAUGCUCUGGUCGAGUGUCUGGUCAUUGGAGUCGGGACCAUGUCAGGAGUGAGACAGUUGGAGAUCAUGUGUGGGUUUGGAUGUAUGUCGGUUCUUGCAAACUACUUCGUCUUCAUGACCUUCUUCCCGGCCUGCGUCUCCCUGGUGCUGGAGCUGUCCCGGGAGAGUCAGGAGGGACACCCGAUCUGGCAGCUGCAUCAUUUCUCCAAAGCUUUAGAGGAAGAGGACAAUAAACCCAAUCCUGUCACACAGAGGGUCAAGAUCAUCAUGGGGUACACCCACCGCGUUCGGCUCACUGAUGAUCGCCCUUUUCGCCUGCCUUACAGGAGGGUGCCCCCGGCGCACUAUCAAAAACUGCGACAGGUGCUUGGUGACAUGGAGGAACGAGGUAUUAUCAGGAAAUCCACCAGCGAAUAUGCCUCUCCCUUGGUCAUGGUGUGGAAAAAGGACGGUGGGUUACGGAUCUGCACUGACUUUAGAUGGUUGAAUGCCCGCACCCUGAAAGAUGCCCACCCUCUCCCUCACCAGGCUGACUGUUUGGCUGCGCUCUGUGGUAAUUGUCUGUUCAGUACAAUGGAUUUAACAUUUGGAUUUUUCAAUGUGCCUCUGCAGGAGGAGGACAAGAAAUACACUGCUUUCACCACUCCCCUCGGGCUGCAUGAAUACAACCGCAUGCCACAGGGCCUGUGCAACAGCCCUGCGUCUUUCAUGAGGAUGAUGAUUGGUAUAUUCGGGGACAUGAACUUAUCAAAACUCCUUUGUUACCUCGAUGAUCUCCUCGUUUUUGCUCCCUCAGAGAGUGAGUCCCUUUCAAGGCUUCGUACUGUAUUCCACAGACUCAGGGACAAUAACUUGAAGUUGGCCCCCAAAAAGUGCCACUUUUUGAAGGAAAAAGUUGGAUUCCUUGGCCAUGUUAUUGACGGCAGCGGAGUCUCUGUGGACCCUUCAAAGGUCGAGGUGAUCACUAGUAUGACUGUCGGUGAUCUCAUGGAGGCUGAUGGCAGCACGCCUUCAGUCCGCCGCAUAAAGUCGUUCCUUGGUAUGGUUUUUUAUUACCAGCAUUUCAUUCCCAACUGCUCCGCGAUAGCAAAGCCAUUGUUCGCACUAACUGCUGGUCAGAGGAGGAAAGGAAAGUCUGCUUUGUUCAAAAAGUCACAGGGCACUUUCCGCAAACGUACCCCUGCAGACUGGAAUGAUGGGUGUGCCGAGGCCUUUGAGAGUUUGAAAACCAUGCUUCUGGAGUGUGUUGUGCUUUCUCAUCCCAACUUCGACGAACCCUUUGUCCUAUCUACUGAUGCAUCUAUGGAUGGCCUUGGCGCAGUGCUUUCUCAAGUCCCCAAGGGAAAAGUGAAUGUGGUAGCAGAUGCACUAAGUCGCGACCCCUUUGCAAAACCGGUCGGUCAGAGACUUUUGUCAGAGCCCUAUUCCACACUCGUUCAGGAAGCGGAUGAGAUAGCCAAGAAGAGACCAUCUAGACGUGAGAGGUUUGGGGUGGAGCCCCAGAGUGCGAUGGAUAUUGCCCAGAAACGUACAUCCUCUGAACAACAGCACCAGGCCACCCAAUACAAUAAACGAGUGAAGGGAACUUACCUGUCUGUUGGAGAUUGUGUUUUGAUUGCGAAUAAAGGAGAAAGAGGGAAACGGAAACUUGCCGAUAAGUGGGAGAGUAAAGUGUACACCGUGAUUGAUACAAACCCCAACAUUCAUGUUUACAGAAUCAGUGAUGCAGAGGGGAACGAAAGGGUUGUACACAGGAAUCUUUUGCUCAACGUGAACUUCUUACCACUCCCCGAGAUUCGUAACGAGUCCAAUGACACAGACCUCUCACUCGUCAGUGACAAUUCGGCUAUUGACAGCCCUGACGAUGACGCUGUGACUAAUGAAUCAGGGACACUCCUGCCUACUGCGGAGCAGACCUUUCCUGUUGACUUGCUUCCCCACAGAUGCCCAAACGACUGUAUAGUUGACUCAGUUUUACCAGACCAUGACUCUCUUUCUGACGGGCAUAAAGUGGCUUUAGUUCCCCCUGACUCCGACGUAGAUGUGGAGGGUGGGCAGGAGACCAGUCCCAGUCUGAGCUGGACUCUAGACCUGAGGACCAGUCCCAGUCUGACCUGGACUCUAGACCUGAGGACCAGUCCCAGUCUGACUCUAGACCUGAGGACCAGUCCCAGUCUGACCUGGACUCUAGACCUGAGGACCAGACCCAGUCUGACUCUAGACCUGAGGACCAGUCCCAGUCUGACUCUAGACCUGAGGACCAGUCCCAGUUUGACUCUAGACCUGAGGACCAGUCCCAGUCUGACUCUAGACCUGAGGACUAGUCCCAGUCUGACUCUAGACCUGAGGACCAGUCCCAAUCUGACUCUAGACCUGAGGACCAGUCCCAGUCUGACUCUAGACCUGAGGACCAGUCCCAAUCUGACUCUAGACCUGAGGACCAGUCCCAGUCUGACUCUAGACCUGAGGACCAGUCCCAGUCUGACCUGGACUCUAGACCUGAGGACCAGUCCCAGUCUGACUCUAGACCUGAGCACCAGUCCCAGUCUGACUCUAGACCUGAGGACAAGUCCCAGUCUGACUCUAGACCUGAGGACCAGUCCCAGUCUGACUCUAGACCUGAGCACCAGUCCCAGUCUGACUCUAGACCUGAGGACAAGUCCCAGUCUGACUCUAGACCUGAGGACCAGUCCCAGUCUGACCUGGACUCUAGACCUGAGGACCAGUCCCAGUCUGACUCUAGACUUGAGGACCAGUCCCAGUCUGACUCUAGACCUGAGGACCAGUCCCAGUCUGACUCUAGACCUGAGCACCAGUCCCAGUCUGACUCUAGACCUGAGGACAAGUCCCAACUUACCCCAGGUCCAGGUAUCACAGGUACAGGACAUCAGCUGCAGUCUUUGCCUCAGCAUCAGCCCCUCCCCCUGCCCUCCUAACCUGACUGACCUGGGCUUGCUCUCCCCCCUCUCCCCCUCUCCCCCCUCUUCCCCCCUGGCUCUCCUGCAGGUCCUGGCCUCCCUGACGCCCUCCUCCGCCUCGCGCAGUAACGCCCCCCCUCCUGUGCCUCUCCCGCAGAGCUACGAACCCGACGAGCUGACGGAGGAGAUGGCCCACCUGGAGGGCCUCAUGAAAGACCUGAACGCAAUCACCACCGCGCCCUAG